AGCGAGAGAGAGAGAGAGCGAGAGUGGUGGAGAUCAACGCAUUUAUCUGAGACCAUUCUUGUAAGGGUGCUACACAGACUGCAGUAUGAUUCUCCCUGUGGUUGUUCCUCUGGUGCUGCUGCUGGUCUGCGGGCCGGGCUCCACACUGCAGGCGGAGGCCGAGGAGUUGGAGAGCAUAGAUGAGGUUCUGGAGCGGGAGUUCCUCUACGCUGGACGCACCAAGCGUGCUGUGUCAGCUGACGCCUCCUCGCAAGUGGACAAGUGCUCCUACACCUUUAUCGUCCCCCAGCAGAAGCAAACRGGCGCCAUCUGCGUUAACUCCAAGGAGCCCGACAGCCUCCUAGAGAACCGGGUCAACAAACAGGAGCUGGAGCUACUGAACGGCGAGCUUCAGAAGCAGCGGCGACAGAUGGAGUCGCUGCAGCAGCUGGUGGAGGUGGACGGCGGCAUCGUCAACGAGGUCAAGCUCCUGCGCAAGGAGAGCCGCAACAUGAACGCUCGCGUCACGCAACUCUACAUGCAGCUGCUACACGAGAUCAUCCGCAAGCGCGACAACGCCCUGGAGAUGUCGCAGUUGGAGAAUCGCGUGCUCAACCACACCUCUGAGAUGGGUCGGCUGGCUUCGCGCUACCGUGACCUGGAGCACAAGUACCAGCACUUAUCCGCCCUCGCCGGCAACCAGAGCGCCAUCAUCGUGCAGUUGGAGCAGCAUUGCCACCGAGGUGGCCACUCGUACGGGGGAGAGAGAGAAAGGUCUCGUCCUGUUCGCCCUCAGCCCCCCGUGGUGCCACAGCAACCUACGCAGCAGAGGCCGGUAGCGCCACCAGUGGCUAGUAAACCCUACCAUCCGCCCACAUACACCCGCAGCAACCAGAUCACCAAUGAAAUCCAGAGCGACCAGAACUCCAAAGCUUUGCCACCUCCGCUGCCCACCAUGCCCAGUGGCACUCACCAGCCAUCCACAACAAACAAGCCCUCAGGGCCUUUCAAGGACUGCCUUGCUGCUCUAGAGGAGGGUCACGCCACCAGCGGCAUGUACCUGAUCAAGCCUGAGAACGCCAACCGGUUGAUGCAGGUGUGGUGUGACCAGAGGCACGACCCCGGCGGCUGGACAGUCAUCCAGAGGCGCCAGGACGGCUCCGUCAACUUCUUCAGGAACUGGGACACCUACAAGCAAGGGUUUGGUAACAUUGACGGCGAAUACUGGCUGGGUCUUGAAAACAUCUACUGGCUGACCAACCAGGGCAACUACAAGCUUCUGGUGAUGCUGGAGGACUGGUCCGGUCGCAAGACCUUUGCCGAAUACGCCAGCUUCCGUAUUGAGGCAGAGGCAGACUUCUACAAACUAAGAGUGGGUCGCUACCACGGCAACGCCGGGGACUCCCUCACAUGGCACAACGGCAAGCAGUUCACCACGCUGGACAGGGACCACGACGUGUAUACAGGUAACUGUGCCCAUUACCAGAAGGGUGGCUGGUGGUAUAACGCCUGUGCCCACUCCAACCUGAACGGCGUGUGGUACCGGGGCGGGCACUACCGCAGCCGGUACCAGGACGGCGUCUACUGGGCCGAGUUCCGCGGCGGCGCUUACUCCCUGAAGAAAGUGUCCAUGAUGAUCCGGCCCAACCCCAACACCUUCCACUAAGAUCACAGUUUCGAAGAGCGAGAACCAACCGCAGGAAACCUUGUUUUUCUUUUUGUAACGGGCAUUUUCUCCAACUUGACCUCUGUCCUGAGGUGCAACUCAUUUCAGCUURUGUCUUGGCUUUUUUUUUCUUCUUCUGAUUCCUUUAUCGCUUUARAUUCAUAAAUAUAUAGAUAUAGCAUAAAAGUGCAAUGGUUGUCUUGUGUAUGGCUCACAGGGACAGGGUGAUGUUUCCCCCCCCACAGGUUUCAAAGCCCUCUUGCAGGAUUCCUCUAGCGUUCUUUGGAGGCACAGGUCCACAUGGUUUACCUUCUCGGUGAACUACCAGGGUAGUCAAGUUCCCUCUGAGGAGCUUGCAAAACAAUUGCAACUACAAAGAAAGGCCCUGUGCCUUUCGGACACAGACUUUGCACAUAAUGCUGAAUGAAUGCAGAAGUGAUGGUGCAGCUUUUUGUUGUGUUGUUCUACAGUUACUGACAAAUGAAACCAAGAGAGAAGUUUGUAUUACAGUUUUUUUUGGGUCAUUGGUUGUGAAAAAAAAGGGGGAAAUAUUUUUUUGAUGUUUAUUGUGGUUGUUAAAUAUACAUAUAGCACAUCUCCAUAAAAGUUUAUAUUUGACCGUU
Molecule: messenger RNA, 2268 nt
Organism: Salvelinus sp. IW2-2015
Lineage: Eukaryota; Metazoa; Chordata; Actinopteri; Salmoniformes; Salmonidae
Product: angiopoietin-related protein 2
Source: RefSeq, a predicted model, not a curated record